This is a messenger RNA of Mus caroli (Ryukyu mouse), 1902 nucleotides long. It is a transcript of the gene Eral1, whose product is annotated as Era like 12S mitochondrial rRNA chaperone 1. Gene Ontology annotation, cellular component: mitochondrial matrix. The record is from RefSeq and is a predicted model, not a curated record. Gene Ontology annotation, biological process: ribosomal small subunit assembly. Gene Ontology annotation, molecular function: ribosomal small subunit binding; GTP binding; rRNA binding. NCBI's taxonomy places the organism in Eukaryota, Metazoa, Chordata, Mammalia, Rodentia, Muridae.
CAAAAUGGCUGCCCCCAGGUGGUACUGCGCUGGGCUUGUUCGGGCCUUGUUGGGGGUCCGGCAGGUGGGUUCGCAUGCAGGGAGGGAAUGGCUUGCUCCGCCCGGCUGUCUUCUAGGUAGCCAGGCGAGGUGCGUGUCCUGUGUCGUGGGCGGCACUUUCUCUGGUCCCCUCCUGGCCUCGGCCUCUAGUCGUUAUGGUCAGGACUCCGCCUUGGACCGUAUCCUUGGAUUUCCUCAGCCUGACAGUUCGUUGGUUCCGAGCGUCCCCGCUGUGUCGGUGCACAGAGAUGAGCAGAAUCUACUCUUGGGGCAUACUCCUGACAUGCCUGAGAAUUCACGGGUCCUCCGCGUGGUCCUCCUGGGAGCCCCAAAUGCAGGGAAGUCAACACUUUCCAAUCAGCUGCUGGGCCGUAAAGUGUUUCCUGUUUCAAAGAAGGUGCACACUACUCGAUGUCAAGCUCUGGGGGUCAUCACAGAGAAGGAGACCCAAGUGAUUCUGCUUGACACACCUGGCAUCAUCAGUCCUGUUAAACAGAAGAGGCACCAUCUGGAGCGCUCUUUGCUGGAAGAUCCAUGGACGAGCAUGGAAUCUGCUGAUCUUGUUGUAGUUCUUGUGGAUGUGUCAGACAAGUGGACCAGGAGUCGGCUCAGUCCCCAGGUGCUGCAGUGCUUGACCAAGUUCUCUCAGGUCCCUAGCAUCCUCAUCUUAAACAAGGUAGAUUGCCUGAAGCAGAAGUCAGUUCUCCUGGAGCUGACAGCAACCCUCACUGAAGGUGUUGUCAAUGGCAAGAAGCUUAAUGUCAAGCAGGCCUUGCGCUCACGCCCCGGCACCCACUGCCCUGGCCCUGAAACUGAGGGCCCAAAUGCACACUCAGUGAGGAACCCUCAGAGAAUUGGCUGGCCCUACUUCCAGGAGAUCUUCAUGUUAUCAGCACUAAACAACAAGGAUGUGAACACAUUGAAGCAAUACCUUCUGACACAGGCCCAGCCAGGACCCUGGGAGUUCCACAGUGGUGUGCUCACCAGCCAGACACCCGAAGAGAUCUGUGCCAAUAAGAUCAGAGAGAAGCUCUUAGAGUACCUGCCUGAGGAGGUGCCCUACGGUGUGCAGCAGAAGACAGUGAUAUGGGAGGAAGGACCAAGUGGGGAGCUACUGAUCCAACAGAACCUUCUGGUGCCCAAAGAAUCUCAUGUGAGGAUCCUGAUUGGUCAGAAGGGCCUCUUGAUCUCCCAGAUUGCACAGGAGGUGGGCCGGGACCUCAUGGACAUCUUCCACUGUGACGUUCUCAUCCGCCUCUCUGUGAAACUCCUCAAAUGACCAUCCUCUGUUGCUCUCCCAGUGGAUCCCUGCUCAAGCUGCUGGCAGUCACUGACUAGAACUAUCCCUGUCAGAGGGGUCUGCAGGACUGGGAAGGGCCAUGGACACUGACUGGUUUCCAUUGUGAGGGACCCAUGGCUCCAGCUGCAUAUGUAACAGAAGAUGGCCUAGUCGGUUGGUCAUCAAUGGGAGGAAAGGCCCUUGGUCCUGUGAAGGUCCUGUGCCAGCCAGUCUGGCAUUGCCGAGUCUGCACAGCGCUUGCCCAACCAUGUUUCCAGUGGAGGAGAGAAGCUGCCUUAGCUUGGUUCUCAGGGAGUUCCUCUGCCUAGGGUCUCAGUCAGUUAUAUAGGAUACGUGCUGAACUGCAUCCUAGAACCCAUGGCUCUAAGUCAUAUCCCACCCCGCUAGCAUUGGAACCAAACUCUUGCCCUGAGUUUCCAAUUGUUGGUAGGAACACAAUUUUUCUCUUCUCCCCCAAGUUCCUCACCUUGAAGUUGUAUAAGGACCCGUGUUUCCUUUUUUUGGUUUUAUAAGACAGGGUUUGUUGUUGUUGUUGUUGUUGUUGUAGCAGCCCUGGCUGUCCU